UCACACAAUUCACAUAGCAAAGAAAAAGCAAAGAGAAACAGAACAAGUGAGAGGUAGAAAUAAGCCGAGAAAUGGAGAAGCCAACGACGACGACAUUCAUCUUGUCGCUAAUGGUGACGGUCUUAUUAGCCACCACCUACGGAGCAGCAACGGCCAAUGCUAGGGAACUCGGCUCCGGCGGCUUCACUGCAUAUCGUGGCGGUUUCAAUGAUACGGCGAGGAUCGAUGGUAGUAGUACUGUUGGCAGCUGCGGCGGGAAAAAAGCGAAAUCGUGCGAAGACGAUCUCUGUUGCAGUCAGUACGGCUACUGUGGUAGUGAAAUCGAGUAUUGUGGCGACGGAUGUCAGUCGGAUUAUGGCGAAUGUGGUAGCAGCGGGACAAGUAGCGCCCCGCCGCCGCCGCCAAAGCGGUAAUUAACUUCAACGUGAUGAUCGGAAGUUGGAAGGGGUAUGUGCUUAAUUAGUAGUAAUGAUGAUGAAUAAAGCUGUGGAAUUCAGCUAUGAAAUAAUAAUUAUUGAUAAUAAUGGUAAUACUUUGAUAUGAAAUAAAGCUUUCCUGGUUUUUUUUUAUUUUAUUUUACUGUUUCUAUAGAAAUGUUAUCUGUGUCUCCAGUUACCUUUGUAUCACAUAUAGAAGCUGGUGCUUCGUUAAUGGGAAUAAAGAGAAUUUCUACUUCUUAAAUUAAAAUUUCUCGUUUGAUUUAAUUAUUUGGAUAGAACGUCCCACGCGCGCAAAGUGACUCGCAAAAAUCUAGCGUUAAAUUAAAGAAAUAGACUUAGCAGAAUGAAGAAAAUUAGAGUUAAAUCGAAUAGAAAUAAAACUCGGGGCGUAACGAAUUCAGACAAUAAAAGAAGGAAGCAAAAAAGUGGUUUUAGGUUUCAAUCUUCUAAUGAUAUUAAACGAAUGAACAAGUGCAAUAUUUAUAGGCAUAAAACAUCUUUUUUUCUCCUACCUAAAACAUGAAACUAUUUCUCACACAAUUAAACAAUAAUCAAAUCUUACCAGACUCAUGAAAACAAUAAACAACACGAAUAUCCCAACAAUAGUAAAUAUUAUUGGGCUACAUAGUUGAGCGGACUUGGGUCUCGAGGCCCAAAGGUAAAAAUUGACUGACCAGGCCUAACAGAGUGUUCGACCCAACCAAAGGACCGAGGAGAUAUGCGGUUCUGGGAAUCUUGGGCGUAGGGAUGGUAAUGGGUCUAGUUUUGCCAAACACAAACCCAAAAUCAUGGGUUUAUCUGUGAAAAAAACUUGUGGUAAAAACCACUGUGUUUGAAAAACUCAAACCCAACCCGCUGGGUAUCAGCAAGUUCACGGAUACCAAUGGGUUUUUGUCUUAAAAAAUUUACAAUAACAAG
This is a messenger RNA of Linum trigynum, 1358 nucleotides long. The record is from the annotation of a GenBank genome assembly. NCBI's taxonomy places the organism in Eukaryota, Viridiplantae, Streptophyta, Magnoliopsida, Malpighiales, Linaceae.